AGCAGUAGCAAGCGAUUCUCUCCUUCUUCGGGUAGACACUCAGGAAAGCGCUUGAGUGAGGGCUGGUAUCUGCAGGCGUCGGCUUUUGGAGGAAGGAAGAGAUUCUCCUGCUCUCUGGAGGCAGAAACUGUUCGAUUCAUGUUUUCUUUGGAUCACAGAAGAAUUGCUCUGAGGGCACAUUCAAUCCUUCCUCUCCACUUCUCCUGAAAUGACAAGCUUGCUCAUUGCUCUGAAAUAGCUAACCCACCCCGGUGUAGUCACGCAGCUGAUCUCUAGAACUUGGGGAGAGGGGCUUGCGUGAAACCUGGCGAGCAGUUCUGUGUCUGCAAUGAAGUGGCCUCUCCUGUGCAGCAUGUUCAGCGUUGGCAGGUACAGCAUCCCGAGACCUGUCACCAGGAAUCUGGAGGAUCUGGACUCAGUGCAAAGUAUCCUACUGCACAGCGACCUUGAGCCUGAAUGGUUGGACAGUGUGCAGAAAAAUGGGGAAUUAUUUUAUCUAGAACUGAGUGAAGGUGAAGAAGAAACUCUUCUUCAAGACAGCUCUUCGGAGGUGCCUGCAGUGAAUCAUGUCAGGUUCUGUGAAAAUGAAGCUGAGGUUAUUCAAGAGGGAUCACGAAAAGAAAGGAAGUAUGAACCCAGACUGAAAAAAAUCACCAAAAUUUUAAAAAAGAAAAGCCUUUUACCAAAGCAUUCUGGUAAGAAAGGAACUGGUGGUAGUGAUGGGCAUCCUUCUGGCCCAACCUCCAUACUGAAACACCAAUCCACUCAGAAGGUGGGAGUCAUAGUCCAGCAACGGUACAAAGAUGUAUGUGUUUAUGUAAAUCCAAAAAGACUACCCAACGAUGGAGCAGGGGAAAAACUCAAGCUUCUGGAGGCAUUGGUAGGGAUUGUUCAUCAGUCUUCAUGGAGCAACAAAAGAGCUGAAAAGCAAGGAGAACAAGACAGAAGCAACAAAGGGAUCAAUGAAGAGAAGCUUGUAGUUCAUGGCUUGAUCCCAGGCAGCUCAGCCAUAAAAACAGGUCAAAUCUUGAUUGGAGAUGCCCUUGUUGCUGUAAAUGAUGUUGAUGUGAAUGCUGAGAAUAUAGAAAGGGUUUUGUCUUGCAUUCCGGGCCCUAUGCAGGUGAAACUUACAUUUGAAACUUCAGUCUUUGAGCAUGAAGGAACAUCUCAGCAAAGGUAUAAACAGGCACAGUCCGCUAUGAACAAUCUCGUCAAGCUUCUGUGGAGAGAAGAUAAUAUGGACCUUCAGCUGGCUAUCCAAGGCAUGCCUCAUAUUGUUAUGUACCUCACACUUAAACUGGACUCUGAAACAUCUAAGGAUGAGCAAGAAAUUCUUUACCAAUACCCCGUAUCAGAAGCAUCCCAAAAGCUGAAAAGUGUGAGAGGAAUAUUUCUCACUCUCUGUGAUAUGCUGGAAAAUGUGACUGGAGCCCACAUUAUCAGCUCAUCCCUUUUUUUAUGUGGGAAACUGGUUCAGGUGGUUUACUGGAAAGAAUCUGACAAGUUGCUUGUGAUUGGCCUUCCUGCAGAAAGUGUGCCUCUUUCUCAGCUAAGGAACAUGAUUACAGAUGUUGUGAGAACCUUAAAAUUUAUGUAUGGUUCUUUGGACAGUGCUUUUUGCCAGGUGGAAAACGUUUCCCGCUUGGAUCAUUUUUUCAACCUGUUCUUCCAGCGAGCAAUUCAGCCUGCCAGACUCAACUCGAACGCCAGCCCCAGUGCUCAGCACUAUGAUAGCUGCAGUGCAUUGUUUUUAGACAAUCUCCCAGGGGUACGCUGGCUAACGCUGGCUCAAGAAAUCAAGAUGGAAAUUGACACAGCACUGAGUGAUUUGGAGGCAGCUGAUUUUGCAGAGCUGUCUGAAGAUUACUAUGACAUAAGACGGUUGUAUAUGAUUCUGGGCUCUUGUCUCUUCUAUAAGGGCUAUUUGAUUGGCAAUCACUUACCAAAGGAGGAUCUUAUUGAUAUAGCUUUAUAUAGUCGACACUAUUGCCUGUUACCCUUGGCAGCAGAACAGAGGAUUGGUCAGUUAGUGAUAUGGCGAGAAGUAUUUCCACACCAUCACCUCCAACCAAGUGAAGCUUCAGGUGUUACAGGAUACAGGGAGCCUGAAGCAAGAUACUUUUUACUAAUAGUUGGUUUGAGACACUUUAUGCUGUGUGUUUUGCUGGAGACCGGGGGCUGCACUUCCAAAGCCAUUGGGAAUCCAGGACCGGACUGUAUAUAUGUUGAUCAGGUCAAAGCAACUAUACUUCAGUUGGAAGGAAUAGAUUCCAGCAUAGAGGAAAGAUUAGAAGCUCCCGCCAUUCCAUGUCUGUCUUGUGCUGACUGGUUCCUUCCUGCAUCACGUGACAAACUGGAAAGCUUUACAACCCCACCAAUCCUCAGUAAACUGCAAAAUACUUCCAAAACCACAGCGUCUCCAAUAAGCAAGAGAACACUCUUCACUGACUCCUCCUUAAGGACACGUAAGCUCAGUCCCUCAAGGAGCAGUGGAGGAUCUGACAAUGGCAGUGAAGGUCCUGAAGAAGGUGGAGGCCUUAACCUACUUGCUACAGUAGAUCAGGUCCGAAAGCACGAACGAAAAGAAUCCCAAAGUUUUGGCGGGUCUGAGGGAAGUGGUAGCUUGUUCAAGGUCACUAAAAAGAAACAUACCCUUCCAAAUCCUUUUCAUUUAGGAAACCUGAAAAAGAAUCUUUCAGAGAAAGAUACGGAACUCUAUAAUGCUGUCAAGUUGACGUCUGGUCCUGAGAACACCCUCUUCCACUAUAUUUCUUUAGAAACAAUGCAAGGAAUCUUUAUUACUCCUACGCACAAAGAAGUACAACAGCUCAGUGGAUCCAUCCACCCUCAGCUAAUCAAGAAUUUUCAUCGUUGCUGUCUUUCAAUUCGCUCCAUUUUCCAGCAGGCCGUGAUGAAAGAAAAAGUGUAUGGCAUGUGCAGUGACAGUUUAAGCUUCCCCCCCACCCCCCUGCUAUUGCGUUUCAACCCUGAUCUGAAGAGACUAUCUUUGAAGAAAAAGAAAAAUGCAGACAGUGGGAGCAAUUUAGAUUCCAGAAAAGCAAGUUCUGACCUCAAUCUAGUGAGAGAACAUGGGGUUUUGUUUGAGUGUUCCCCUGAUAACUGGACUGACCAGAAGAAACCACCACCAACUAUGACUUACUGGGUGGUAGGGAGACUCUUCCUACAUCCAAAACCUCAGGAGUUUUAUGUCUGUUUUCAUGAUUCAGUCACAGAAGUUGCUGUUGAACUGGCUUUUAAACUGUCCUUUGGCUUAGCUACAUAGAUGUGCUUCCUGACUAAGCAGCAGUCCUGAACAGUGCUGGAAUCCAUCUAAAGCACUUAAAUAUAAACAGAAACUGAGUAAAUCGUGACACCCUUCUGUAUGUUCUUUUGAAGUGCUUUAAAACAAAAUUCUGCCUUGUGAACUA
Messenger RNA from Mauremys mutica (yellowpond turtle), 3428 nucleotides. RefSeq names its product inturned planar cell polarity protein (gene INTU). The transcript has 17 exons. Gene Ontology annotation, biological process: nervous system development; cilium assembly; establishment of planar polarity. Gene Ontology annotation, molecular function: protein binding. Lineage: Eukaryota; Metazoa; Chordata; Testudines; Geoemydidae. Bases 329 to 3283 code for a protein of 984 amino acids. Gene Ontology annotation, cellular component: cilium; cytoplasm. The record is from RefSeq and is a predicted model, not a curated record.